Messenger RNA from Pipra filicauda (Wire-tailed manakin), 2360 nucleotides. RefSeq names its product calcium and integrin binding family member 2 (gene CIB2). The transcript has 6 exons. Gene Ontology annotation, molecular function: calcium ion binding. Lineage: Eukaryota; Metazoa; Chordata; Aves; Passeriformes; Pipridae. The record is from RefSeq and is a predicted model, not a curated record. The coding region runs from base 710 to 1273 and encodes 187 amino acids.
UUUAUUUAUUUAUUUUUUACUGUGAGAAGGAGUACUCGCAUUGACUGUCCCUGGGAGUUUGGCGGUGCAGACGCGGGCAUUUCCUGUGGCAGGCGGGGAUGUGGCGGGGAUGCUCCGGGCACCGCGAGCCUCCCCGCAGCCCUGAGCGCCUUUGGCAGCUCUCCCGGGCUCUGGGGCAGAGCGGCCGCAGGAGCCGUGCUCUGCCGGGGCCUUUCCCGCUGCCCAGGUUUGCUCCGUGGCUGUCUGUGCAGCACGACUGCGCUGCCGAGCGCCACCGGCUGACGCAGAGCAGCUCCCAAACCUGGAGGUGCCGGGAAGAGCGUCCUGGAAUCCCGGAGUGAGCCCCGAGGCACCAGGGAGCUGCUCUCCGCCAGCACCGCCCGCUCGGCUUUGGGGUUAUAAAAGCUCCGUGUGCCUCUCAGAAAAGCACCUGGAAAAGGGGAGUGUGGCAUCGCUGUCUUUGGACGACACCUGCCCGUGAUUUCACACGCUCUUCCUUCCUGGCGCGCUCCAGUCAAGCCUCUGCAAAGAUUUCCCGGUGCCGCGUCCUUCCUCACCGGUCGGGGACGGGCACAACCAGUUCAAUGCAGGCUCUGGGAUUUUUUCGGCGCUCUCUCGGAGUAUACGUGCUCUAAAUGCCUACAAUACAGAGGAAUCCAGCUGCUCCUAAUGGGAUGCAUUUGCAGAGAGGAAGAAUUCCUCAUUUAAGAUGGGUAAUAAGCAAACGAUAUUUACUGAUGAACAGCUAGAUGCCUACCAGGAUUGCACGUUCUUCACUCGGAAGGAAAUCCUCCGGUUGCAUGGCCGGUACCAUGAAAUGGCACCAAACGUUGUGCCCAUGGACUACACAAAGGACCCAGAUGUCAAACUACCUAUGCAGCUCAUAAUAAACAUGCCUGAGCUAAAGGAGAAUCCCUUCAAAGAAAGGAUUGUGUCAUCGUUCUCCGAAGAUGGAGAGGGCAGCCUGAGCUUCAAUGACUUUGUGGAUAUGUUCUCUGUGCUCAGUGAGAUGGCUCCCAGAGAGCUCAAAGCAAUCUAUGCCUUUAAGAUCUACGAUUUUAACACAGAUAACUUCAUUUGUAAAGCAGACCUGGAGCAAACCCUCAAUAAGCUGACCCGGGAGGAGCUGACAGCAGAGGAGAUCACCCUGGUGUGUGAGAAGGUGAUAGAAGAGGCUGACAUGGAUGGGGAUGGGAAGCUGGGCUUUGCAGAUUUUGAAAACAUGAUUUCCAAAGCACCAGACUUUCUCAGUACUUUCCACAUCAGAAUCUGAAGAUGUUUCUGAGAGCCAGUGUUAUCAGAAAUGACUUUGCCAGCCCAGCCUUUCUGAAUCUCAGGCACUCCAGGGGUUUCUGUCCUCUAAUGAGGGCUUCUCAGAACUCAGCAGAAAGUACUGAAGUAAUUCUGGUCCACAAGGAGACAGAAGCAUCAUGUGUUCUACAGGAUACUUGGAACAGUCACAUUUUUAUCUUCACUGCUGGCCAAGCACUCUGGCAAAGAUGGUUGGUAGUUGGGUUGUGGUUUUUGGUUUUUUUCCCCCCCUUUUUUUAAACGGUCAGAAUCAGAAUAUUAUUAAAGGUAUUUCCACAUAAUUUUUAUAUUUAUGAAUAUUUAAUACUGCUCUUAAAAGUGCAAAAAAAAAAAGAGACAGAGAGAAGGGUUAGCUUUGGUGUGUUUUCCAAGAGGAUUUGAAAGAAAGCACGGGCCUUAACUACUGAGAUGCCUCUAUCACUGUGUUGGACAGCUGGGGGUCUUGCACGGAAAUUCUCUGAGGGGAAAGAACUGCAGCCAAGAUCAAGCUCCCAGUGUUGAAGACAACCACAGCCCAGGUUUGCCUCUCAGCCUCUGAAAUGGCAGCUGCUGGGUUUGGUGCUUACCUUCAACCAGUAUUUUAUGGAUCGUGGUGUCCUUAUGAAACUUGAAACCCCUGCCUUUUGUACGAGAUCCCUUCCUCCCCGAGGUCAGUGCUCCAACUGUGUCCUUACUCCAGUGGGGCUCCUGCAUUUCACUCACUCUGUGGGCUGGUGAUGUCGAGUGGACGAACAUGAUCCCCUGGAACUCAUGAAGAAGUUGAAGAAGCACAGAACUCCUCCUAAGGACAUGAAAAGACAUUUUCUUUCUAAACCAGCUAUGCAAUCUUUCCCAUAAAGUGCAUGAAUGCAGCUCUAUAUUUCUCUUCCCCCUCCAGCUGGAAAUCAGCUAGAUCUUUCUUUUUUUUCCACUUCCAGUAUUGUUUGGGUACUGGGGCCUGGAGACAAUCAUGUGUGUAUUAAUUACUGUUCUAACAGUCAAUAGAAGGGCUCUGUCACCUACAUGGCUUCUGUAUCAAAGUCAUCACCAUUAAAACCUUUGAGUCAUUC